AUGGGGUGUUACAACAUGAUUUCUAGUGGAGGUAUUAUUGUGGAUCCAUCGAAGAUCAAUGUUGUGUUGCAAUGGAAGACUUUGAAGUCUGUUACUAAGAUAAGAAGUUUUCUUGGGUUAGCUGGUUACUACAUAAGGUUUAUCAAAGGCUUUUUAAAGUUGGCAUUGCCUUUGACUCAGUUAACUCGAAAAGGUCAAGCCUAUGUUUGGAGUGUUCAGUGUGAUGAGAGCUUUCAAGAGCUAAAGAAGAGGUUGACGUCUGCUCUAGUUUUGGUUUUGCCGAGUCCAAGUGAAUCCUUUGUUGUGUAUUGA
Lathyrus oleraceus (garden pea) is the source of this 312-nucleotide messenger RNA. RefSeq lists its product as uncharacterized. The record is from RefSeq and is a predicted model, not a curated record. NCBI's taxonomy places the organism in Eukaryota, Viridiplantae, Streptophyta, Magnoliopsida, Fabales, Fabaceae. Bases 1 to 312 code for a protein of 103 amino acids. The transcript has a single exon.